AUGAUGAACUCUGCUCCCCCACCAUAUUAUAUGGUGUCGUUCACAUCCAAAUUAAACUUGGACGUUGUCAAUGAUGAAUACGCUCAAAUGGCAGACCUCAUGGUAUCUUUAGCCAAACAACAACCAGGAUUUCUUGGACUUGAGUCAACACGCGACCCCGCAAGUAAAAUUGGAAUUACCAUUAGUUACUGGAAAGACAAGACAAGCAUUUUACAAUGGAAACAACAGCAUGAUCAUCAACUAGCUCAAGAAUUAGGAAAAUCAAAAUUUUACGACUACUUUACUGUAAGAGUGGCCCUUGUAGAGAGAGACUAUCGAUUCGAAAAUGUAUAG
This is a messenger RNA of Candida dubliniensis CD36, 333 nucleotides long. RefSeq lists its product as uncharacterized. NCBI's taxonomy places the organism in Eukaryota, Fungi, Ascomycota, Pichiomycetes, Serinales, Debaryomycetaceae. Bases 1 to 333 code for a protein of 110 amino acids. The transcript has a single exon. The record is from RefSeq and is a predicted model, not a curated record.